UCUUACCGCAUUAACUGUUUUAUCACCUAAUGUUAUGGUCAUCACAUUUCGUCAUAAAUCUACCAUAAAACAUACCAGAAUAAUUUACGACCUCAUAACAAUUCAAUCCAAUGGUUUAAACGUUUGCAAAGUACCUAUAAAUAGUCCAUAACCAACUUCUUAACGUUUACUCUAGUCGCCGUCAAGAUGAUCUACAUUAAGGCUUUGUUUGUUUUAGUCUCAUUUCUUGUGAACACAACGGUAACCACCGCGAUCAGCUACCGUUUACCGGACAGUACCUAUCCAUCGCACUACAUCGUACGAAUCGAAACAAACUCAGACCUGGGAUCUGCGGAUAACUACACCGGACAAGUCACCAUAACCUUGAACGUCUACUACCCAACGGAUCAGAUUGUUUUGCACGCGGCUGAUAACUUGGAAAUCCUAGAGCUUCAACUACUACAGCUUGAAUCUGGUGAGACAAUUGUAGUACAAUCCACGGAGCUUGUGAACGAGACUCAGUUUCUGAAAAUUUACACCGAUCGGGUGCUAAACGAGACCGAACAGUACCAAUUGAGGAUUAGCUUUCAAGGUCGUAUGCUAAGAGAACGAGUGGGAUUUUUCCUCGAAGCCUAUCAAAACGGAGCGGAGAAAGAAUUCUACGCAGUGACCGCGUUUGAACCGAUACAUGCUCGCAGGGCGUUUCCCUGUUACGACGAACCGAUGUUCAAGGCAACGUUCGACGUAGAGAUUGAAUGCGGCAAGGACUACAGUGUCCAUUCAAACGCUCAAGCGAUGGAGACUCAGAUGGUUGGGAAGGACAGGAAGUUGGUGCGGUUUGAGCGUACUCCUCCGAUGGCGAGUUAUCUGGUGGCUUUCAUGGUAUCGAAGUUUCGGGAGGAAGUUCGGGACUUUGGUGGGCUGAAAAUCGGAAUGAUUACGCAGCCGGAUGGGGUGCGAAGUAGAAAUUUCGAAUUUGCCUUUCAAGCAACCUGGUUCUCCAUUGAUGCCCUUCAGAGGUAUACUGGCGAAAAGUAUCCUUUCGCCAAGCUCGACCAGGUUGGCAUUGAUUACUUUUACGGUGGUUUGGAAAAUUGGGGCUUGAUUUUGUACAUUACCGAUGCCCUGGUGGUCGAUUCGCAAGCUGACACUUGGGAUAAAGUUGACUCAGCUAAAUUGAUCGCCCACGAGGUGGCUCAUCAAUUCUUCGGGAAUCUAGUUGGGCUGACUUGGUGGGAGCAUUUGUGGUUGAAGGAAGGAUUUGCCACAUUCAUGUCGUACAAGUUGACCGAACUGUUUCUUCCCGGUGCACGUCAGGUGAUCAAGCAGCAGUAUUUCAUGGACAGAUGGGAGGCACUGCAUUUCGAUGCCGAUUCCAUAACAUAUCCCAUGUCAAACUACGUGGAACAUCCUGGGGCAAUUGCCAUGCACUAUGGAGCGGAGAUAGUAUAUAAUAAGGCUGCCUGCGUGAUACGAAUGAUGGAGGUGGCGCUUGGAGAGGGCGUAUUUAUGGCAGGAGUUCAGGACUACAUCGCCAACGACCGCUAUGGUACAGCGGAUCCCUACAAACUCUAUCUGAGUCUGCAUGAGUUUGCCGUUCUCCCGCCGAAUGUUCACAUCGCCGAGAUAUUCCAUUCGUGGGCCAAUCAAGCCGGUCAUCCAAUUGUCUACGUGGAGAAGAUCGGUGAAUUCGGCUGGUACCGAUUGACACAGCAGAUGUAUUGUGAUGCGGAAACUUGCAAAAGAUCACGAUGGUGGAUACCGAUAUUCUAUAGUUCAUACGAGUUGGGUGACUAUUUUGGAGGUUGGUUUCCUGACUCUGCAGAAACCAUCACCGUUGCAUUGUAUGGAAAUCUUCCGUUGGUCAACAAUCGGGGCUACGGAUUCUACCGAGUCAGUUAUUGCCAGCGAGGGUGGCAAGACAUUAUCAUCAAUUGGAACAAUAUAGAUAGUGAAAGUCGGGCCAAACUGAUCGAUGACGCAUUUUAUUUCCUUUGGAAUAAUGGAAGUACAAUUGAACCCUUGAAGGCCAUGCUGGAUUUGCUCAAGACGGAAUCGGAUCCACUUCCGUGGUUGGCAGCGAUGGAUGAUCGUACGAUGAGAAAACUACUUCUUAUGGUCAAAGGGCGAUCAGAAGUUGAACCAUUUGUUCAACAAAUGGCGCGAAAUUUGACUCUGGACAUGUUGAAGAUCUUCCGGAAUGAUACUCGCAUCGAAAGCAAUCUUGCACGUCGAAAGGCUAUAGAUUGGGAGGAACGAAUGAACUUGACCACAACUCGGAGAGUCGGAAGGUCAAAUCAAGGUUCUUAUAUGUGUCCCCAGAUGUUGUCUCCAGAACUUAUGGUCGAACUUCGCUGCAAUGUGAAAUUUUUGAUCGAGAUGCUUCGUAGCGUUGAUUUGACAGUGUGCUUUAACGGCCCGGAUGAGUUCCGGCAGUUUUUGGAUUACUUAUUGCAGAGCUACGAAUGUCCGGAAGUGUUGAAAGUGAUUCUGAUUGUGCUGAGAGAGGGGGCGUCGCAUGUAGAUCAGCUCAUAGAUAAGUUGGCCAAUGACCUAUACGACUUGCAAAACAGUAUCGAAAGUGAUCAGUUGGAAGAAUUCUUGGAAGGAGUCACCUAUUACAUUUACGAUCCUUAUCAUCAACGACUGUAUCAGCAGUUCAUCGAUCGCUUGGAAGUAAUCAGCGAAGAGCAACGUUCUACCUUGUUUAGAUUGUUGGAUUCGCAGCAAAGCCGCAUUGCCAGCGUUGUGCAAGUGCUGCUGAAAUUUCAAAACUUUCUUUCGGUUUGACGAAUGCCGUUAUAAACUUUGAUAAGAAUAAAAGACAAUCAAAUUUUCCAAGCAAAGACAUCCGUAAGA
Messenger RNA from Aedes albopictus (Asian tiger mosquito), 2838 nucleotides. Its product is annotated as aminopeptidase N-like. The transcript has 2 exons. NCBI's taxonomy places the organism in Eukaryota, Metazoa, Arthropoda, Insecta, Diptera, Culicidae. The record is from RefSeq and is a predicted model, not a curated record. Gene Ontology annotation, cellular component: cytoplasm. Gene Ontology annotation, biological process: proteolysis; peptide catabolic process. The coding region runs from base 187 to 2769 and encodes 860 amino acids. Gene Ontology annotation, molecular function: metalloaminopeptidase activity; zinc ion binding; peptide binding.